AUGGAUCCGAUGCAAGAGGACAACUAUUCUGGCGAGUUUGACAUGCAGCUUAUAGGGAAUUUCUUGAGUUUUGCAUCUAGAGGUGACAGAGUGGGACUGAACCAGAUGUUGAGGGACGGUAUAUCUCCUAAUGUACAAGACUAUGACAAGAGGACUGCCUUGCAUCUUGCAGCUAGUGAAGGCCAUGCUCCUAUUGUUGAGCUCCUUCUGCACUACAAGGCCAAUGUCAAUCUCAAAGACCGUUGGCAAAGGACUCCCUUGACAGAUGCAAGACUCUACAGUUACCGAGAUAUAUGUAGGAUCCUGGAAGUUAACGGAGGCAAGGAUUUCAUCAAUGACCACCCAAUGACAUUUCGACAUGAAGAUUGCAUUGAGAUGAAUUUUGAUAUUUCAGAAUUGAACACAGAACAGUCAUCAAUAGUUGAGCAGGGUGUCUUCGGUGAAUCAGUCAAGGUUAAGUGGCGGGGAACAUGGGUUGUUAAAACGGUGAUUAAGAGUCAGAUAUACCAUCCUGUAAAAAUGAUAUUAUCUGCCAAGGAUAACACUCUCUUACGACAACUUCAGCAUCCAAAUAUCUUGCAGUUUCUUGGUUCAAUUGUCCAUCGGGAGGAGAUGAUUCUGAUUACACAGCAUCUGCCUAAGGGGAAUUUGGAUGGUAUCUUGACCACAAAAAUUCGGCUUGAUAUACCUACUGCUCUGCGCUAUGCUCUAGAUAUCGCAAGGGGAAUGAAUUAUCUCCAUGAGCACAAACCCUUACCCAUAGUUCACAAUCAUUUGACUCCCAGAAACUUGUUACUAGAUGAAGGUGGCCACUUGAAGAUUGGUGACUAUUGGGUUCAAAUGUUGUAUGAACAAAUCCACCCCAAUCAAGACAACAGCCAAAGGAAUGAUGGUUCCAUCAUGUCCAGCAACCAAUCGAAUGACACCAAGAAUGAUAUUCGCUCUUUUGGAUUCAUAUUUUAUCAGAUGCUAGAAGGAAGAGUGCUUAGCAACAUGAACUUUGAUAAGUCUACCGAUUUUGAACUAAGGUUCCAGAUAAGCCGCUGCCCUAACAGAAUUCAACAGUUAAUCCAGCAUUGCACAAGUAAAAAUCCUUGUCAAAGGCCCUCAUUUUCUUGUGUCAUAGAGAUCUUGGAAGAAGUUUCUGCAUGUCUGGGGAGACCUGGAUGUUCUCCUGUUUGUUGA
This is a messenger RNA of Populus euphratica (Euphrates poplar), 1185 nucleotides long. RefSeq names its product serine/threonine-protein kinase TNNI3K-like. Gene Ontology annotation, biological process: protein phosphorylation. The record is from RefSeq and is a predicted model, not a curated record. The transcript is spliced from 11 exons. Gene Ontology annotation, molecular function: ATP binding; protein binding; protein serine/threonine kinase activity. Lineage: Eukaryota; Viridiplantae; Streptophyta; Magnoliopsida; Malpighiales; Salicaceae. Bases 1 to 1185 code for a protein of 394 amino acids.